Molecule: messenger RNA, 2001 nt
Organism: Platichthys flesus (European flounder)
Lineage: Eukaryota; Metazoa; Chordata; Actinopteri; Pleuronectiformes; Pleuronectidae
Exons: 4
Coding region: 36-1334 (432 amino acids)
Biological process (GO): cell surface receptor signaling pathway
Molecular function (GO): transmembrane signaling receptor activity
Source: RefSeq, a predicted model, not a curated record
GAGAUGGAGUCUCUGCUGAUGACUUCACGUCUUUAAUGCUCAACUCAUUUAAACUAUUAGUUUCUGUUUCACUCUUCAUGUCACGUUUUUCAGAUUCCAACUCGUCAGUGUCUCUCACAGUGAAGCCGGACUCAGUGCAGCACUUCUUUCUUAACCAAAUCCGUCUGACCUGUGAGGGAAACUCUGAUAGGUGGAGAUUGUGGAUGUUUACUGGAGACAAAGUAGAAUUGUUCGAGUGCGAGUCUCAGGAGACAAGCUUCACAUGGAAAAUGGAUCAUCUUCCUUCUGGAGUUUUCUGGUGUGGAUCUGGAUCAGAGUUCAGCAACGCAGUUAACAUCACUGGAGGUUGUAGUUUUUCAUUGAAUCUAUUCACACUGUGCAUGUUUCCAACAUCCCAUAAUGUGAUUUUUCGAGGUGAUGUUGUCCUGGAGAGCCCUGCCCAUCCUGUGACUGAGGGACAGUCCGUCACUCUCAGCUGCUUAUGGUUCAGAACAAAACUCGAUUCCAACAUCUCUUUCUACAAAAAUGGUGAACUCCUCCAAAGUGAUGUCAGAAGGAAACUGGAAAUCUCAGCUGUGUCAAAGUCAGAUGAAGGUUUCUACAAGUGUGAACAUUCAGGAGACUUCUCACCAGAGAGUUGGAUGUCAGUAAAAUCUGCUGCACCACCACCUGUCCUCACUGUGUCUCCAUCAUGGCUGACUCCUGGAGCCUCAGGGACUCUCACCUGUGGGGGGGUUCCACAUCCCACUGCAGGAUGGAGGUUCUACUGGUACAGAGCGGACCCCAUUAGUUUGGAUCCAGUCCCAAGAUGUAAACAGUCAAUUCGAUAUGGGUGGAGUGAUUUGUACUAUCCUACGUUCAGUUAUGAGCUGCUCCCAGGAAGCGACGGAGGAACUGAACAAAACUCCUCCGUCAUCCAAGGCCUGACGGAGUCAGCAGGUUAUUCAUGUCGAGCUGGAAGAGGAGACCCCGUGUUUUACACUGAGUACAGUGAGACAAAGUGGGUGUGGCCUGUAGAUUCCAACUCGUCAGUGUCUCUCACAGUGAAGCCGGACUCAGUGCAGCACUUCUUUCUUAACCAAAUCCGUCUGACCUGUGAGGGAAACUCUGAUAGGUGGAGAUUGUGGAUGUUUACUGGAGACAAAGUAGAAUUGUUCGAGUGCGAGUCUCAGGAGACAAGCUUCACAUGGAAAAUGGAUCAUCUUCCUUCUGGAGUUUUCUGGUGUGGAUCUGGAUCAGAGUUCAGCAACGCAGUUAACAUCACUGGAGGUUGUAGUUUUUCAUUGAAUCUAUUCACACUGUGCAUGUUUCCAACAUCCCAUAAUGUGAUUUAAAGGUACAGUAGCUGAAAGUGGGGAGCACUGCCUCCCUUCACUGCUCCUGCAGGAGCUGCACCCCCCACAUGUACCAAGAUGCAUCACAUCAAACAUGAUCUCUGGAUGAAAUUCACCCUCUUUAAUUACACAACCACACGUUCAACAACCAGAAUCAGCUGUGAGAGUGUGUCUGUCUGCGUUACACAAGCAGACAUCACGUGACUGUGUGGACGCCACAGCCCACAGCGCCACCCAGAGGCUGUUUCCCUCUCUGCACUCAAGAGGGAGGUCUUUUGGUUGGAGAGCAGGACUUAUUGAUGUCACAUUCAGAUUUUGUGAUGCUCUCACUCUAAACCCUGCGCUCACACUCAACUCUCCCUGCUUGAGCUCAGAUGUCCUGCUCUUGAAUCCAGGGCUGUGUAUUGAAACCAGAUGUUUGUCCAGCGCACACACAACGUACAGCUCAUGGACGUGAGGAGCAGAAUGUGACAAAAAGUGCAUUGAAUGACUUUGGCUCCACUUUAGCAUCUAAUAUUUAGACUCAAGCUGUUUAUAUACGAGCUGAAUUAUCAGGUUGUUCACAUUGUUGAUGGUUUUUAACUGUUUACAGUUCGAGGUGAUGUUGUCCUGGAGAGCCCUGCCCAUCCUGUGACUGAGGGACAGUCCGUCACUCUCAGCUGCUUAU